Messenger RNA from Perognathus longimembris pacificus (Pacific pocket mouse), 5273 nucleotides. It is a transcript of the gene Slc39a10, whose product is annotated as solute carrier family 39 member 10. Gene Ontology annotation, cellular component: membrane. The record is from RefSeq and is a predicted model, not a curated record. NCBI's taxonomy places the organism in Eukaryota, Metazoa, Chordata, Mammalia, Rodentia, Heteromyidae. Gene Ontology annotation, biological process: zinc ion import across plasma membrane; positive regulation of B cell receptor signaling pathway; intracellular zinc ion homeostasis. Gene Ontology annotation, molecular function: zinc ion transmembrane transporter activity. The transcript is spliced from 10 exons. Bases 153 to 2651 code for a protein of 832 amino acids.
ACGCCGUUGGCGUAGCCGGGCGUCGGGCGCGCUGGCCUCCGCGACGCAGUUAGCGCAGUCGGCUUUGGUGAAUACACGAUUUGGUGCAGCCGGGGUUUGGUACCGAGCGGAGAGGAGAUGCACACGGCACUCGAGUGUGAGGAAAAAUAGAAAUGAAGGUACAUAUGCACACAAAAUUUUGCCUCAUUUGUUUGCUGACAUUUAUCUUCCAUCAUUGCAACCAUUGCCAUGCAGAACAUGACGAUGGACCUGAGGAGCUUCACAGACACCAUUGCGGAACGACAGAAUUGGAGUCAAGCAAAUUUUCAGUGCAGGAUGCUGAAAAUGAAAAAAAUUACUAUAUUGAAAAACUUUUUGACCGCUAUGGCGAAAAUGGAAGAUUAUCAUUUUUUGGUCUGGAGAAACUUUUAACAAACUUGGGCCUUGGAGAGAUAAAAGUAGUUGAGAUUAAUCAUGAUGAUCUUGGCCAUGAUCAUGUUUCUCACUUAGAUAUUUUGGCAGUUCAAGAGGGAAAGCAUUUUCAUUCACAUAACCACCAGCAUUCCCAUAAUCAUUUAAAUCCAGAAAAUCAAACUGUGACCAGUGUACCAACAAAAAGAAACCAUAAAUGUGAUCCAGAGAAAGAGACAAUUGAAGUACCUGUAAAAUCUGAUGAUAAACAUAUGCAUGACCAUAAUCAUCGCUUACAUCAUCACCAUCAUUUCCAUCAUCACCCUGACCACAACACCACUCGCCAUGUUCACAAUGAUUCUAUUACUCACAGUGAGCGUGGGGAGCCUAGUCAUGGACCUUCAACAGAGACCAAUAAAACCCAGGAACAAUCUGAAGUUAAGCCACUAAAAGGAAGGAGAAAGAAAAAAGUGAAGAAAAGUAAUGAAAACUCUGAGGUCAUUACUCCAGGUUUGCUCCCUAACCAUGAUCAGGGUGAACAGUAUGAACACAACCGUGUCCACAAGCCUGAUCGUGUACAUAACCCGGGUCAUGCUCAUGUACAUCCUCCAGAACAUAGUGGCCAUGAUCCUGGUCAUGGACACCAAGAGCUUGAUCCUGAGAACGGUGAACUUCGACAUACUAGAAAGCGUGAAGCACCACAUGUUAAAAAAAGUGCAAUUUAUUCAGCUGCUAAUCACAAAGAUCAUAAUGAAGAUGACCAUCCACAUGAAUGUUUGAACGUCACUCAGUUGUUAAAGUACUAUGGUCAUGGUGCCAAUGCUCCCAUCUCACCUGAUCUAUUUACAUACCUUUGCCCUGCAUUGCUGUAUCAGAUCGACAGCAGAUUUUGUAUUGAGCAUUUUGACAAACUUUUAGUUGAAGAUUUAAAUAAGGAUAAAAAUCUGGUUCCUGAAGAUAAGGCAAAUGUAGGGGCAUCAGCAUGGAUUUGUGGUAUCAUUUCUAUCACUGUCAUUAGCCUUCUUUCCUUGCUGGGCGUGAUUUUGGUCCCCAUCAUUAACCAAGGAUGCUUCAAAUUCCUUCUCACAUUCCUUGUUGCAUUAGCUGUAGGAACAAUGAGUGGAGAUGCCCUUCUUCAUCUACUGCCCCAUUCUCAGGGUGGACAUGAUCACAGUCAUCAGCAUGCACACGGACAUGGACAUUCUCAUGGGCACGAACCCAAGAAGUUUCUGGAAGAGUAUGAUGCUGUGUUGAAAGGACUUGUUGCUCUUGGAGGCAUUUACUUGCUUUUUAUAAUUGAACACUGCAUUCGAAUGUUUAAACACUACAAACAACAAAGAGGAAAACAGAAAUGGUUUAUGAAGCAGAGCACGGAAGAAUCAACUAUUGGAAGAAAGCUUUCGGAUCAUAAGUUAAACAACACCCCCGAUGCUGACUGGCUUCAACUCAAGCCUCUUGCUGGAACUGAUGAUUCUGUUGUUUCUGAAGAUCGACUUAAUGAAACUGAAAUGACAGAUUUAGAAGGCCAACAAGAAUCUCCUCCUAAAAAUUUCCUUUGUAUAGAAGAGGAGAAAAUCAUGGACCAUUCUCACAGUGAUGGCUUACAUGCCAUUCAUGAGCAUGAUCUCCAUGUUACUGCUCAUAACCACCAUGAUGAGAAUAAAACUGUGCUGAGGAAACAUAAUCACCAGUGGCACCACAAACACUCUCAUCAUUCUCACGGUCCCUGUCAUUCUGGAUCAGAUCUGAAAGAGACAGGAAUAGCUAAUAUAGCCUGGAUGGUAAUCAUGGGGGAUGGCAUCCACAACUUCAGUGAUGGGCUCGCAAUUGGAGCGGCAUUUAGUGCUGGACUGACAGGAGGAAUCAGUACUUCAAUAGCAGUCUUCUGUCACGAGCUGCCACAUGAAUUAGGUGAUUUUGCAGUUCUUCUGAAAGCAGGCAUGACUGUAAAGCAGGCAAUUGUGUACAACCUCCUCUCUGCCAUGAUGGCCUACAUAGGCAUGCUCAUAGGCACAGCUGUUGGCCAGUAUGCCAAUAAUAUCACACUGUGGAUCUUUGCAAUCACAGCAGGCAUGUUCCUCUAUGUAGCCUUAGUGGAUAUGCUUCCAGAAAUGUUGCAUGGUGAUGGCGACAAUGAAGAACAUGGCUUUUGUCCAGUGGGGCAGUUCAUUCUUCAGAACUUGGGAUUGCUGUUUGGAUUUGCCAUCAUGCUGGUGAUCGCCCUCUAUGAAGACAAGAUUGUGUUUGACAUCCAGUUUUGACCAUUCCCAGUAAUCGCUAUUGGUUACGACCAUGUUAACCCUGAAGCAGCUUUGCAUCUGUUCUUGUACUGUAUGCACAAUGCUCAAAGAAAAGUCAGUGGCUUGCACUAGUUACAAGUUCCAUAGAUUUGAGCCUAAAAGCGAAAGACUGGUGCUCAGUACUGUUUUCCAUGCAUGAAGGGGUUUUAAAAACAUAAAGUUUGUGAUAAAGAUAGGAGAAAAGGACUCCAGGAACCAAUGCUGAUACAAGUUUGAUUAAGACUUUUUAAAAAAUAAUCAUAUAAAACACUAGUCUCUUUAUUAGUAGACACUUCUGUGACUAUGCAGAAAUAGAAAUCAAACCAAAAAAAUCACUUAAAUUUUAAAAAUAUUUUAAAUGGACUUUGAGCAGACUUUGUGCUAAGUAUGAACUAUAGUGCCCUUUCAUUCAGUACAUAUAUAUAUACACAUAGAUAUAUGUGUAUAUGUAUAUAUACACACACACAUAUAUAUAUCGGGUAAUAGGGAUCAACUUGACACAACAUUGAAACCGCAUAAAGUAGACUGUAGAAACUAGAGGAAAGCCCAGGCUGCAUUAGAAUAUGAAUUUAGCAUCGGGAAAACCCUUAUUCUUGAAUCUAGAGUUACUAUUUUUGUAUAUAUUUGCAUAGUGUUUAAACUUGCAGCCUAAACUACUGAAAAUUGUGAUUGUAUGUUUGUGUGAGCUUCAGUUUAAUGAAAGAUUCAUAACAGUUCUUUGUAUUAUUACAAUACUUGGUAUUUGGGGAUGGUAUUUUUUUUCCUAAACUUUAAUUUUGUUUUUGUUUUUGCUUUUGGGUUUUUUUUUUUUUUUGGUGGAGGAAGGUGGGGGUCAAGAGCAUGUGGUCAGAUGCUUUUUCCUUAAAGUUUUAACCCUCUAGAAAAUGUCAAAGAAAUAAACCUGAACAUAAUGCUUAAUUUUCCAAUUUUAAGGACUAACGAAAUGGAAAUCUGAACAUUCACAUCAUUCCCUAGUUUGGCAUUGCAACCAAAAGCACAUGCUAUGACUGGCAGCAAAGUUGUAAGGCAGGAAAUCCAAGUUUUCAUAUUUAAUCUGCAUAUGAAGUGUCAAACAGUUACCAGGAUAAAAACUUAGUUGAUACCUUGACUGUUAUGGUACCAAGCAAAUGAUGAAGCUGAAAUCACCCUCAUUUUGUGCCAAGAUUGUUUGUGCCUAAUAGGGAUUGGCUUCCUGUGUAGGUGCCCUCUUCUACAUAAUAUAAAUGAUUUGUGAGAAGUGCAAGCCAUGUUUAUCCUCAAGUUUUACUCGGUAAUUUAUAGUACUAGUCACAUGCAUGUAGCUUUCUGUUUACAUCUUGUGCCACAUGGUCGUCAUUUAGGCCAGGUAAACUGUAUUUGAACUAUGUGCAGCUAGCUUUUUCAACCCGCUUGACAACCUGUGUAGUUCUUUUUAAAAACUUACAAUUCAAAACUCUCUAAGAGCCAAACUCUUUCCAUUCCAUAUUACAUGUUUUCAUUUACUCCUUCUCACACAAUUCCUUUUCUCUUUGUAUGGACUUUUUAAAACAGAACUUUAAGAGCAGCACAUGUAUCCCGGUAUUAGUAAGGUUAUGGUCAGUGUUUUUUUCUUAAUGCUGUUAGCAAGGUUGCUUAGGUUUUGUUACAUCUGAAUUUUUGCUUGAAUUUGAAAAAUUAUUUUUGGCUUUCUCUGUGGCCUCCUUGUAGUAAGUAGGAGUUCUGUACACAGAUUGUUUUCGGCACUGGGCGCUGAAUUAGGACAGUCCUCAUCUCAUUGCUUGGCCCUUCAAGCAACCUAGCUGAAAGGUGCUGAUAUUUUAUUUAAUACUGCCAACUUUAAGUGAUACAGUAUCUUGCUUUCUGAACCAAGAUACAUUUGUAGUUCAUUUUGGGGGGUUUUAAAGCAAGGAGGAUUGUGCAUCCCAACAUUAAAUCUACUUCAUUUAAGAGCAACAGCUGGAAUAAACUCCCAUUCUUAAAAUAAAUGCCUCAUUUCAAGCAGAUCGGUUAUGCUAAAGUAUAUGUUUUAUAUUCUCUAAAAAAUGGUAUUUCCUUUAUUUGCUAGAUUUUCUUAACCUUUUAGGAGGGCGGUGGCGGUAACAGUUGCUGCUAGUAUUUUGAUAGGGUUCCACCAGUAUUUAGUUUUCACAUCAUCCUAAUGUACAGUUUCAAGUCUUACUAGACAAUCUUAAUUCCACUACAUUUCUGUUUGGCUCCAACAUUCCGUUUAGCUUGACCAGUCCGAUUUUAACCUGUGUUUGUUGGAGGUCAUUAUUGUUACUUGUACAAUGCUGUCACUGUGUGACAUCCAAAUGAAUUUUGGUGUAUAUCACAUUGCAGUCAAUCAGCUGUGAUUAUGCUUAGAAAUACUAUAGUAACUAGAUGCAGUGUGAAUUCUUUCCAUUAACAGUGAGUCAGUGGCUUAAAUGUGAUUAUGGUCCUGCAAGGUGAUACUUGCUAAAAUAUCUAAACUCUUUUUUUGUUGUAACUGAAUCAUUUUUUAAAAAAAAUUUAUAAAGCUGGAAAUGAUAAAAUGCUGUUUUUUUUCAUUGUCAACAGUGGUGUGUCAUUUUGUGUGUGUUCCUAAUGCUUAUGGAACUCUCCCAAAAUAAAGUUAUUCAAAAA